CCAGUAAAGCAAUGUUAGAAUUGUUAAAUGUUUAAUUUUGGUAAAAAAAUAUUUAAUGUUUUAUGAACUUUAUAAAGAAAGAAAGAAAGAAAGAAAAAUGUAAAAUAACUCAAACAUACAAUACUCUCUUUUUAUCUUUCAUGUGAGUAAAAGAAAAGAGUGAGUAUUUUUUAAAUGAGAACCAUAGAGAUUAGAUACCAAAGCACUAGAUAUGCAUAAAUGAUACUCUACUGAACAUUAAUUUCAGUUCAUGUGAUACACACAGGACACAACUUUACAAAAAGACAAUUAGUAGAGAUUAGAGAAUAGAGAAUAGAGAUUCGCGGGUUAGCUUGUCCUUGACAUAACUUAGCUCAAUUCGUCUUUAAUUUUGGGAUUAAUAAAUGACUAAAACUAGUUGCUGAAAAGUUGAUGAGUUACACGUUAAGGUAGUAAUGGAAAUCCUUUUGUUACUAAAGGUAGUAUUGGAAAUUUGUAAUGGAAAUAUGUAGUUGAAUUACUAUAAAUUUUUUUGUUUCUUGUGAAACUCGAACUAGAAUGAAAAAUUAAUGGGUGUAUAAAUUACUAAAUUAAGUAUAUAUAAUAAAGAGAAGCCAGUACUCAAAAAAAAAUUCAUAAUAAAGAGUCAUGGAAAAUACCUACGUUGCACGGAAGCUUUAUCGGAAAAUACCUACAUUGAGGUUUUUAUUAAAGAUAAAUCAUGUAUUCAAAUAUAUUAUGUCAAUUAAUAUAAAGUAUUAAAAAUAAUUAAUAUAAUUUUUUUUUUUAAUUUAAUGUAUGUGUAUUUUCACAUUUUAAUAUAAAAUAUUUCAAAAUUAUUAUAAAUGAAUAAAUGAAUAAAUUCUUUAAUUUAAAUUUAAAUCAUAUAAUUUUUAAUUCUAGAUAUUUUAAAAAAUUCCUAUAUAUAUAUGGAGACGCUUCCAACACGUACCCGCUUUCUAAUUGUUUUAGAAAUCUCGCUUCUUCGCUUCCGUUUCCAUGUAACAUAGGAAAAUACACAUACUUUAAAGGUGUUAUAUUUGGAAUUUGUAACGUGUUACAAGGAUAAAAUUGUAUAAACUAUUUGUUGUAAAAAAAGGGGGCCCGUUAUAAAAUAUAUAUAUGGUUUUGUAAAUAAAAAAAAGGAAGCUGAAUCAAAUGUACAUAGGAAGCUAAAUAUUUUGUUUUUUCCUUUCUCAAAAAAAAAAAAACAUUAAGUGAUGAUCUUGGCUAUCGAAUCUCUGAAGAACAUGCGCGUGAAGGGUGUCGUGUUCAGUGGAGGCCAGAAAGACUCUCUUAAUAGUCUUGCUUUCAUCUCUCCGUCCUUUGAUCAACUAUAUUCUCAGUUUGUUGGAGUGCUAUAUGAAGUUGAGAACACGUGCGCAAUGGCAAAAAAAUCAAGUGGCUGAUCAGAUUUUGCAGCUAGUGUCACAAGUGAACAGCGGUACCAGUCAUAUAGUUCAAAAAGGUUCAUCUCGGCUGUCGGACCUUUUCGUUUCUGAAGCUAGGGGGGCUAUGAUGGCUUAGAUUCAAGUUUCGGCCAACUGUUUCAGCAAACUGUCUGCUUCAACUCCAGGUGUGGUUACCUAUGUUUCUGCUUAUGAGUAUCCAGGUGUCUCUGUUGUUGAAUUUAUUUCCAAAUUGUAUGAACUUCUCGGUUUACAAAUAAACGCAGCUUUAAAAAACAACAUUUACUGACCAUCUUUUUGGAAACUCAUCUUAGUCUUUUUUUUUUGUAAAAAACGUAUCAUCUCUUUUAACAACUUCUAUGUCCUUAAAUGUUGAUUGUGAUAAUAGUUAUGUUUAUUAAGCCUUUUGUGCUAACACUAAGAUAAGUAUUGUGACUUUCAAAUAUUAGUGACAAAUGACAAUACAAUACAUUGCAGAAAUUUUAUUCAACUUUAAAAAUGUUAAUUUUUGGUAAAGUUCGAUUUAAUAAAAAUAUUAUAUACAUAAAAUCAAAUUAUGAGUAAAGGAAAAAUGAUUCUUUGACCAGAAAUAUAUAUUUUUAAAAUUAGUUUUAAAAUAUAUUUAAAACUGUAAUAUGAUAUAUUAUGUGUCGACCAUGUUUGUAUGAAAUCUAAUCAAUAAAUUUAGAUAAAUAAUUAAAUUAUUCAUUGACAAAAAAUUACUAUAUAAAACGAAAAAUUAUAGAUUAAUCUGUAUCCAGAAAAAUGAUGUGUAUAUAUAACCGCGUCAAGACAGUUAGUCGAAUAAUUUUUUUAUUACAAUAAGAAUCAAAUGAAACAAUAUGCAUAUGAAAUGAAAAUGAAGCAUGCUAUCGACAUAAUUAGAGGUUGACUUGAUACCCUUAAGCUUCAUUACCAUUAUUUUGAGCUAAGAAAGGAGUCAACUUGGAGGCCAUGUACGUUUUAUGUCGACAUUGUUUCGCCAUUCACUUAAAAAAAGGAAAAGGAAUAAUAUUCUUUAUCUUAGAUCUUUAUUCAUUUUUAUAUAUUUUUUAUUGUUAAAAGUAGUCUAGGAGACCAAGCUAACUCGUGACGACGUGUCUGAACGAGUCUAAUUUACUAAGAAAUCCAAUAUGUUUUCUCUUCUUUUCUUCCUUAAUAGUCGCUCUCGACUACUUUUACGAUGCACUCAUUUUCAUUUAAUCAUUUUACAACAUAAAAUAACGUUUGGUAAAUCAGGAAACCAAUACCAUAUCAAGUUCAACCUAAAACAAAUUCACCUUAGUUUGAGUUCCCCAAGAACAAAAACUACUAUUCUAUAAUUUAGUGCGGUAAAACUAAGGAAUCUCUUUUAAGAAAAAUCAUUUGAAUUCGAAUUCCAACGAGUAUCCAUUUAUCAUCUUCUGCUUUCAUUGGAUAAAACUAUUAAAAUACAUUUAUAAUCAAAAAAUUAUUCAUUUGAUCUAAUUGUCUUGACACGGUUAUAUAUACAUCAUUUUUUUGAAUACAUGUUAUUCUAUAAUUUUUGUUUAUUAUAGUAAUUUUUUGUUAAUGAACAAUGUAAUUAUUUUUAAGAAAAAAAACUAUUAACAAAAAAAUUAGAUAACAAGAUAAAUAAAUUUCACAAUGUCAAAAGCAAAUGAUUUUAAUCACACACAAAACAUAUAUAUAUAUACACUAUUUUAUCACACAAUUGUCUCGAGUCCACCCCCACCCUAUCCUAGGUGUAUAUAUAUAUAUAUAUCUCUAAGCACAAUGAGAAUGCUAAUUUUGAUUUCCUUCAUUAGUACUAAGACUUUGAGAGUAUAUAACUCAAUUAUAUUAGUUAAUAUGGAUCAUAUGAGAUAAUAUAUAUUUCCCCCAUUCUCAAAAAAUUAAUCUAAAUUUUUUUAAAAAUCAAACUUUAACAUUUUAUGCAUUUUUAUUAGCUAAUAACGUUAAACAUAUUAUUUACUAAUAAAAAUAUAAUUAAUCAUAGAAAAUGAUGUGUUUAUAAUAAAAAUUUAAUAUGUUUUCUUAAUAUGUGUAAAUUACACAAAAAUCUAUUAUAUGAACAUGAAUAUACAAUAAUGAACUUUUGGAUAUAUAUUAUUUUGGGGUUCAAAAAAUAUUUUCUUAUAAUAUUGCAUUUUUAUUUUUUUCCGUUCAACAAAAUUUGGUUUUCUUGCUCAAAAGGUAAUUAGCUUAAAAUGGAUUUGAAAACUAUGAUGCAUAUCAUAUGUGAAAACAAAAAUAAAUAGAAGUUUUGAAAUACAUAUGUGGUGGAUUCCGAAAAUGUUAUGAUCCUUAAUAAAAAAAUAGGGUAUGACUACCAAACAUAAAGUGAUAACCAUAGAUAACAUAAAAAAAAACUUGAAUUAUUUAACGCCGGGAUCUAGAAAAAGUAUUCUACUACGUAUUCCAUUGUCUCUUUACUAUUCCAAUUUUUAUGUUUUAUUAAAAGAAGUCCACGAAUGAUUUUGGCUGCCUAUACGUCAAAUUUCAGAACAGUAACUUUUUACUAAUUUAGAGAAAGUUCGUUUCUAUAAAAAACAUAACCGGAAUCAAGAUCUCUAAAAGAAGUGAGAGUUUUAUAAGAAAUAUUAUUAUUUGGAUGACCAAUAUUUUUCUUAUAUACAACAAUUCUAAGAACUUUUGAUAUGAGAUUUUAUUUCUAAUAAUAUCGUCUUUCAAGAAAAAUGGUUCGUUAUUCUUAUAUGUAGUCGCAUGUUCGAGGCUUGUCAAUUGUCAUCCGUACUUUAAGCAUAUGCCACAGCCAAUGUAAACUUGGUUAGCAAAUAAGAUUACAUUCCUAACUAUUUGGUACUUGCCUAUUUGAUAUUGGAAGGUAAUUGAUGUUCAUGAUCGUAUUUUCUAGACAAAUCGGAAGUCUCGUAUAAGCCCAUUGCUUCUUCUCCUUUUUCUUUGUCGAGAUAUCAGUUAUAACUAUUGCUUUAAGUACUGUACAAAAGCAAAUUUGAAUACAUUGCAUCCUUCUUUAAAACAACGAUUGACUUUCAAUUAAUUUGUCUAUUAAAAGAUUCAUCAAAGAUUAAACAAUUUAGCUCAUUAAGCUCGAUUUUUUUUUUUUAGUUUCACUACCUCAUAUCUUUGCUAAUGAAUGGCUACAAAAAUUUAUCUCAAAUUUAUAUGAUAUUAAUAUAGUAUAUAUACACAAUCAGAUACUUCCAUUUCCAUACCAAUAUAUUCAGAAACCCUAAAUUAUAACAAGACAGACAGAAUGAUGAAGAAGGUGAAACUCUUACUCUUCUUCAUCUCCAUUUCCCUGCUCCUGAUCGCCGUUGCUCAAGCCCAGGAUAGCCAUGAGGGCCAUUCACAUUCCGGGAAGCCUCAAUGCGAGUGCUCACACGACGACGACCACGAAAACAAAGCCGGAGCUCGCAAAUACAAAAUCGCAGCCAUCCCAACCGUUCUACUCGCCGGAGUGAUCGGUGUUCUCUUCCCUCUCUUAGGCAAAGUCUUCCCUUCUUUGCGUCCCGAGACAUCUUUCUUCUUCGUCACGAAAGCUUUCGCUGCCGGAGUUAUCCUGUCUACCGGAUUCAUGCACGUCUUGCCUGAGGCUUACGUGAUGCUUAACUCGCCGUGUCUCACGUCGGAAGCGUGGGAGUUUCCGUUCACCGGAUUCAUCGCCAUGGUGGCAGCGAUCUUGACGCUGUCCGUUGAUACGUUUGCUACUUCGAGUUUCUAUAAAUCGCAUUGCAAAGCGUCCAAAACGAUCAUUGAUGGAGAGUCCGGUGAGCCAUCCGUGGACUCUGCCAAGGUCCAGAUACUCAGGACAAGAAUUAUUGCACAGGUACUGGAGCUGGGAAUAAUAGUACAUUCAGUGGUAAUAGGAAUAUCACUUGGAGCUUCACAAAGUCCAGAAGCCGCAAAAGCUCUCUUCAUUGCCUUAAUGUUUCAUCAAUGCUUCGAAGGUCUUGGCCUUGGUGGUUGUAUUGCUCAGGGAAAAUUCAAGUGUUUGUCAGUAACAAUAAUGUCGACGUUCUUCGCGGUAACAACACCAAUAGGUAUCGUUGUUGGAAUGGGAAUAUCAGAUACGUACGAUGAGUCUUCUCCAACGGCUCUGAUCGUUCAAGGAGUAUUAAACGCUGCAUCCGCAGGUAUUCUCAUCUACAUGUCUCUGGUCGACCUUCUCGCAGCAGACUUCAUGCACCCUAAGAUGCAAUCCAAUACUGGGCUUCAAAUCAUGGCCCACAUUUCUCUUCUUCUUGGUGCUGGUCUCAUGUCUUUAUUGGCUAAAUGGGCUUGAUGAUUCCUUUAUUCUAAAACUUUCGUUGUUUUGUUCAUGUCAUUUUAAUGGUUAGCGUGGACUACUCACAUCUUGUCUAUGUUGUUAACCAUUUGUUUCUUAAUUCUGCUUUUUCAGUUCUAAUUUUGAGCAUCUCUAUUUUCUGGCCCAUAUUCAUGUCUACAUGUGCAAAAGUUAUUUGAGUUAUGUAUAAUUGAUUCAUGUCCCAGAAAAGUAAUGAGCCUUGAUUGGUUGCUUGUGUGAGUGUGAUUUGUAAUAAUCUAUAAUAUCAUAUUUAUUUGUGUGUUAUAUAACAUAUCUUAUAUAUAGUUUAGGAAUUAGAAUAUUAUAUAAAGAGAUUUAUUGUUUAUGCAUGGCGAAGAUUCGGUUUUUGGUAGUAAAAAAUUUCAAAUUACAACACAUGCAUGAUCUUUUAAGAAACGACUGUCUACACAAUAUUAUGAAACCUCUAAGAGCAUCCAUGAUGGUGGCACCCAUUGUCGAGUCCAUAGGAUUAGUUUAGUAAUAUAUAUUUUUUUUUUGAAUAGUUAAAGACUCUUGUUAAAAAUGUGUGUACAAUGGUGAUCCCGAAGUUGGAAUCCGCAAGAAAAAAAAUGCUUUUUUUAGUGAAAUAUAAAUAAACAUAAAAUACAUUAAUUAAUACAUUAAUUAAUCCAUAACUUAACAUAAAAAUACAAUAAAUAAACAUAAAAAACAAUAAUUAAACAUAAAAUACAUUAAUUAAACAUAAAAACAAAAUUUUUACAUAAAUAUAGAAUAAUUGUUAAUCUUCAUCACCAAAUUUAUUCCAAAUAUUUUGAAUUAAAUCAUUUUUCAAUCUUUCAUGCGUUUGCCUAUCACGAAGAUCAUUCCGAGUGGGAAAGAUAUUAUUCAGAUUUGUUGGCCUCUCGGUUUCCACCUCUGAACAUCUGGGGGCGUCUCCUUCUUCAAAUUCAGAUAUAUCAAUACGAGAGUAUCCAUCCCGUUCAUCUUCGACUAUCUUAUUGUGGAGUAUGAUACAUGCUCUCAUAAUCUUCCCUAUCUUUUCUUUGUUCAAUGUUUUUACCGGAUUUCUCACAAUUGCAAAUCGAGAUUGCAAAACUCCAAAAGCCCGCUCCACAUCUUUUCGGCUUGCUUCUUGAACUUUAGCAAAUAACUCUUGUUGAGGAGUUUUAGGGAGUGUGAUAGAUUGGAUAAAUGUUGACCAUUUUGGAUAUAUACCGUCUGUGAGGUAGUACACCAACUUAUACGUGUGUCCGUUGACCAUGUACUUUACCUUCGGAGCUCGACCUUGUAAAAUGUCAUCAAAAACAGGAGACCGAUCGAGGACAUUAAUAUCGUUUAAGGUACUUGGAGGACCAAAAAAGGCGUGCCAUAUCCAAAGAUCUUGGGAAGCUACAGCCUCUAAGACAAUUGUCGGUUUUCCUGAUCCACGUGCGUAUUGUCCUUUCCAAGCGGUUGGGCAAUUUUUCCACUCCCAAUGCAUACAAUCAAUGCUCCCGACCAUCCCAGGAAAUCCUCGUUUCUCUCCAAUAUCGAGUAGCCGUUGAAGAUCCUCCGGUGUGGGUCGUCGUAGAUACUCAUCUCCGAAUAAUUGUAUUAUUCCGUCUGUGAAAUUAUGUAAACACGAAAGUGCAGUGGUCUCAGCAAGUCGGAGAUAUUCGUCAACGGUGUCAGCCGCAGUACCAUAAGCAAACAGACGAAUAGCUGCAGUACAUUUUUGUAGUGCCGUAAGACUCCACCUCCCGGUUGCAUCUCUUCUUUGCUGAAAGAAUGGAAAUCACUCUUCUAGGCCAUGAACAAGACGCAAGAAUAAAUUCUUAUUCAUGCGGAAACGGCGUCUGAAAAAUUCAGUCGAGAAUGUCGGAUCUUCGCUGAAGUAGUCAUUCCAUAAUUGGUCUUGUCCUCCUUUGCAGUGUCGUUCAACAUACUGACGUGUCCUUUGUGGUAUGGUUUGGGCCUCCACCAUGUCGUUGUAUAUUUCUUCCACGUAUUCAUCGCAAAUUUUGUCCAAUCUUUCAUCGACUUCAUCGGAUGAAGAUGAUGACAUAUCUAGAAAAUAAUUAAAUUAUCUAUAAGUUAAACAAAUAAGAUUGUAUAGACUUUUUAUUAUGGUUUUUAUAAAAUUAUGUUUUUAUUAAAUUUUUAAGAAAUAAUAAAAUUAUCUAUAAGUUAAACUCAUAAGAUUGUAUAGACUAUUUUAUUAUGGUUUUUAUAAAAUUAUUUAUGUUUUUAUAAAAAAUUUAAGAAAUAAUUAAAUUAUGUAUAAGUUAAACUGAUAAGAUUGUAUAUACUUUUUUAUCAUGGUUUUUAUAAAAUUUUGAAGAAAUAUAAAAUUAUCUAUAAGUUACUAACCGUUUGGGAUAGAUUGCUUGUAUGGUUGGGAUGGAUUGCUUGUAUGCUGGAAAUAGUGGUACCUGAGUUCUUCUCUUUACACAAGUUGUAUAAGAAUCAGAUUUUUAAGGUGGAACCAAGGUUUAAAAUCUGAAAACAAAGAGAAUCGAUUUUUAUGAGUUUAGAGUUUUUAUGAUGCAAACAGAAACAAAUAUGAAUAUGAAUCAAAAUGAUAAUAUGAAUUAAAACAAAUAGAAAAAGGAUAGAUUGAUGAAGAUGGGAUCUUUGUUGCUGGAUGUAUAUCGCUCUCAACAAGGAUCGAUGGAUGGAAGAUGAAUGAAGAUGGAACCGGUCUUGCUGGAUGUGUAUCACUCUCAAGAUCGAUUGGUGGAUGGAAAUGGGAUGAUGGACGCCACAAAGCUCUGUGAAAGGAGGCUUUGAUAAGUCUGGAUGCUCAAGAGCUGCUUCUCACAAUACUCUAAGACUUAGAACAAUAGUUUUGAAAAACUAGAAAAACUGUGUUUUCAUUCAUAAAAGUUCAAGGGUGAUUUACAAAGACAAACUAAUUGAGCUUUAUAGGCUCGACUACUGGGACUCUCUAACAGUCAUAAAAUGACAUAAGGAAUGAAAUAAAAAUCGAAAUAAUAAACUUGGAAGCAAAGGAAUUGAUGGCUCCAUGAAAACUAGCCGUUGGAGGCUUUAUGGUGAGAAUCUU
Brassica rapa (field mustard) is the source of this 8665-nucleotide messenger RNA. Its product is annotated as zinc transporter 3. The record is from RefSeq and is a predicted model, not a curated record. Gene Ontology annotation, molecular function: zinc ion transmembrane transporter activity. Gene Ontology annotation, biological process: zinc ion transmembrane transport. Gene Ontology annotation, cellular component: plasma membrane. Lineage: Eukaryota; Viridiplantae; Streptophyta; Magnoliopsida; Brassicales; Brassicaceae.